AUGCUUGAACCACAACUCUCAGGUACACGCAAACGUCAACGCCCAGAGCAGCCUCAACCAAACGAAAUUCCGGCGUCCAAAAAGCAGAGGCGCAGCCAUCCCAGCAGAUCCCAAUCACCGGCGGCAUUUUGGGAUAACUUAUCGAAGAUCUGGUUGACGAAACGAGCGUUGAGAGAGCUAGACCGAAGAAACACUCAAGCUGCUACUCACACCGCCCACUAUCUUCGUUGUUGCGAUCUGAGGACCCUGGAAGACGUGAAGCGGUUUGAUGACGCUCUCUAUUCUCAGAGCCGACAACGGGGUUCAAUGAACCCCCCGGGCACUGAGCCCACCACGAAUACAACAAAAACAAAGAGCACCGGGGUUUAUGACUUCGCCUUUGAACUACACCUUGUAGAUAACGCUGUUUAUCCUCAUGGUUACAGAUAUCUCGAUAACAGUGUGCCUGCGAAGCCAAAUGACUGGAGGGCGAUCAACCAAAUAUUAGCACAACGUCGACCUUCUCUCUCACCAUCUAAAUUCACUGAUGAAGAGUUUGAAAGAUUUGCGCAGACUGAUGCGGAUGCCGUUGGAGAAAAAAAAGUGUUAGAAUUAGUAAUUCCCACUAUUGAAGGCAACAUCACAAACGCUGGAUACCGCUUAAGAGGAAUCCCGUUUGACAACCUUGUCCCCCUAACGGACCGCGCGCUUAAACCUGGGAACCCAGACAUCUACUACGGCGCACGCCCGGAACAACUUGCUCGAAAAGUCCGCGACGAGCUUGGCGGCCAAAUUAUUCCUUCAACGGAGGACAACCUUCCCAUGGCACCAAACUUCUUCCUGACGGCCAAGGGGCCGGAUGGAUCGCUGGCGGUGGCUGGACGACAGGCUUGUUACGACGGCGCAUUGGGAGCGAGAGGCAUGCACAGUCUUCAGUCAUACGGGAGAGACGAGCCUGUUUCCGACGACAACGCUUAUACCAUUACGUCGACUUAUCACGGCGGCACUCUCAAGAUGUACACCAGCCACCGUACACAGCCAACCAGCGCCGGAGGCCGGCCUGAAUACUACAUGACUCAGCUGAGAUCCUUUGCAAUGACCGACACUGCUGAGACUUUCCGACAGGGUGCCCGGGCGUAUAGGAACCUAAGAGACUGGACAAAAGAGCAGAGGGACGAAGCUAUCCAGCAGGCGAACGAGAGAGCCAACCCAGUUGCAGCUGAAGCACCAGCACUAGCAGUUUGCCCUUCGAAUAAGAAUAGGCCACGAUCAUGCGAUCUCUCGUAG
Messenger RNA from Mytilinidion resinicola, 1266 nucleotides. RefSeq lists its product as uncharacterized. The record is from RefSeq and is a predicted model, not a curated record. Bases 1 to 1266 code for a protein of 421 amino acids. Lineage: Eukaryota; Fungi; Ascomycota; Dothideomycetes; Mytilinidiales; Mytilinidiaceae. The transcript has 4 exons.